AGGAUGGCAUCGCGCAAUAAAUCGAAGAAAGUUGUCUCAAAAGAUGAAUUAAGAAAGUUGAUGAAGAAAAAAGAGGCUGAGGUUAAGAGUACAACACGCAAAAAAGUCGAUCAUCCUUUAGCAAUCUACAACAGUUUAGGUCAACUUGUGUGUUCUCUUUGUAAUUGUGUUGUCAAAAAUGAACUGCUUUGGAAAACUCACCUUCAAAGCAAACAGCACAAAGAGAGGGUUUCUGCACUCAAGUCAAGAGCCUUAGGGCCAGAGAGGCCGGAAGAGACAUCGCUCAAACGGAAAAUAGUAGAUCCUGCAAUUGGAAUCAUAAAUAAAAAGUCCAAAGGGAAUUCAGGGAGGCAUAAUAGCAGCAUACCUUCAGAUUUCUUUGAUUCCUCUCCUUCCAAAAAGUCAGACCAAAAACCAGCUCUAGGAUUGGCCGCAUACUCCUCUUCAGAUGAGAGUUCAGGGGAAGAGGAAGAAUCAGGGACCAAGGGGAAUAACUCUUCCCUACCACCAGAUUUUUUUGAUCCUGGGGAAGCCAGUUCUAGUAAAGACCCACAGAAACCUGUUCCUAAAGUCAUGGCAGAAAGCUUACCUGAGGGAUUUUUUGAUGACCCAAAAAUGGAUGCAAAGGUGAGACAGGUGGAAUACCGGGAUAAGAUGGAUGAUGAGUGGGAAAAAUUUCAGAAGGUGAUGAAGGAAGAAAAUACUGUAUCAGAGGCUAUAGUGGAGGAGGAAGAGGAGCAAGCCACAGUGGACAGGAACAUUGACGAGAUUGAUGAACAGAUGCAAAAGUGGAAAGAGGUGAAUGAUUUACAAGUGAAAAAAGAGGAGCUAAUGACGAAGAAAACAGAGGUAGAUGUCGCCGACAAAGGCUCAGAUGAUGAAUCUGAUGAGGAUGUAGGAGAUCAAGAAUUUGAGGAGUUCUUGGACUGGAGGACUAAAAAGAAACCCGCCGAGACAAUGUGGGCCAGUCCUGACAAGGCUCUUCAGACCACAUUGACCAUUGAGAAGGAGAUGAUGACUAUGAUCAAGGACCUGACUAAACACGCCAUGGAACACUCAGACGCCCACCUGAUGGCCUUCCUGGAGCAAAAUAUGGCAAGCCCACAGGCUGACUACAUCUUUGAGGCCGCUUCUUACAUCACGAAAUACCAGAAGGGUGGUGCUAAAUUCGGCCUGUCUGCCAUGAACAUGCAAAUGAUCAAGAAAUACAAGGAAUUUAAGGACUGUGAAAGCGAUGCCGAGAAGUAUAAGUGGAACUAUUAAAGCAGUACACGCUGCCUCUCAGAUCUGAAUUUGAAAUCUCCCGUUAGCCGUUGUUCUUAGCUUCAACGAA
Liolophura sinensis is the source of this 1333-nucleotide messenger RNA. Its product is annotated as zinc finger protein 830-like. The transcript has 11 exons. NCBI's taxonomy places the organism in Eukaryota, Metazoa, Mollusca, Polyplacophora, Chitonida, Chitonidae. The coding region runs from base 4 to 1263 and encodes 419 amino acids. Gene Ontology annotation, biological process: mitotic DNA replication checkpoint signaling; nuclear DNA replication; mitotic DNA damage checkpoint signaling. The record is from RefSeq and is a predicted model, not a curated record. Gene Ontology annotation, molecular function: zinc ion binding; nucleic acid binding. Gene Ontology annotation, cellular component: spliceosomal complex; nucleus.